Molecule: messenger RNA, 1806 nt
Organism: Neoarius graeffei (lesser salmon catfish)
Lineage: Eukaryota; Metazoa; Chordata; Actinopteri; Siluriformes; Ariidae
Gene: serpinh1a
Product: serpin peptidase inhibitor, clade H (heat shock protein 47), member 1a
Exons: 6
Coding region: 326-1537 (403 amino acids)
Biological process (GO): negative regulation of endopeptidase activity; collagen fibril organization
Cellular component (GO): endoplasmic reticulum
Molecular function (GO): serine-type endopeptidase inhibitor activity
Source: RefSeq, a predicted model, not a curated record
CACAGUAACUGGAGCUUGGGGGCGGAGAGGUUCUGUGUCUGUCCUCCUGGAGAUUGUAAUCACGGCUGCUUAUUUUAACACCCUUUUCCAGAAGUUUCCUCGCAGUGCAGGACAGACUUCAACCCGUGAAGGUCGACGCAUAAGAGGAAACGACAGACUCCUGGAAGGCGCUGACGUGGCAGCUGUGUAAGUAUCCUCACUUGAAGUCAGCUCAGGAGGUUCUCUGGAUGGAGCACAGCAACCCUGUAAUUACACGACUAUGGAUAUUUCAAAUUGAGCUCUGCUCAGCUCAGGCAUUGGGAAACGCAAUCACAGUUUGAGAACCAUGUGGGUGAAAGUCCUUGUGGGCCUGUGCCUGUUGGCCAGCGUCAGAGCAGACAAGAAGCUCAGCAACCAUGCCACCAUCCUGGCAGACAACAGCGCCAACAUGGCCUUCAACCUGUACCACAACAUGGCCAAGGAGAAAGACGUGGAAAAUAUCUUGAUUUCUCCUGUAGUGGUGGCUUCCUCACUGGGCCUGGUGGCUCUUGGUGGAAAGGACUCCACUGCCUCGCAGGUGAAGACAGUCCUCAGUGGAAAUAAAGUGAAGGAUGAGAAUCUCCACUCGGGCCUGGCUGAGCUUCUGAACGAAGUUAGUGACCCGAAACAGCGUAAUGUCACCUGGAAGAUUCACAACCGGCUGUAUGGCCCCAGCUCAGUCAGCUUUUCUGAGGACUUUGUGAAGAACAGCAAGAAGCACUACAACUACGAGCAUGCCAAGAUCAACUUCCGUGAUAAGAAGAGCGCUGUCAAAGCCAUCAACGAAUGGGCUUCCAAGUCUACUGGUGGCAAACUGCCUGAGGUCACCAAAGAUGUUGAGAAGACAGAUGGUGCCAUGAUUAUCAAUGCCAUGUUUUACAAACCUCAUUGGAAUGAACAAUUCCAUCACCAGAUGGUUGACAACCGUGGCUUCCUCGUUCAUCGUUCAUACACAGUAUCAGUACCCAUGAUGCACCGCACAGGUAUCUACGGCUUUUAUGAUGACACCGCCAACAGCUUCUUCAUCCUGGAGAUGCCGCUGGCUCAUAAGAAAUCAUCUGUAAUCCUCAUCAUGCCCUACCAUGUGGAGUCUCUGGAGAGGCUGGAGAAAAUGUUGACACGUAAACAGCUGGACAUCUGGCAGUCUAAGAUGGAGCAGAAAGCUGUGGCUGUCUCUUUACCAAAGGUCAGCAUGGAGGUCAGCCACAAUCUGCAAAAAUAUCUCGGAGGGCUUGGUGUCACUGAGGCUGUGGAUAAAACCAAGGCUGAUUUAUCCAACAUUUCAGGAAAGAAAGACCUUUACCUGGCCAAUGUCUUCCAUGCCUCGGCCUUUGAGUGGGACACCACUGGCAACCCUCAAGACACCAGCAUCUUCGGCACGGACAAGGUGAAGAACCCCAGACUGUUCUAUGCUGACCAUCCGUUCGUCUUCCUGGUGAAAGAUAAGAACACCAGCUCCAUCCUCUUCAUCGGCAGGCUGGUCCGACCCAAAGGUGACAAGAUGAGAGACGAAUUAUAGCUGACUUCAGUGCAAGUUUGAAUUGAAUUAUAUGGAUAGCAUGUGCGCAUAGAGAGAGGGAGGAAAAAGAGAGAGCGUGUGUGGCAUUAACUGAACCAGCAGAGGACUGUUACCUCAAGAGGACAUUCCAGAAAAUCUGUGGACCACCCCCCAUGUGUUUGGGGCAUGUUCUGUCCCAAACACACACACCGUGUUAGACACAAAGCAAUGUGUACUCAGACAAAACAAUUUGAAAGUGUGCAUUAAAGUGGUUUUUUUUAAUGUUUAAA